Pangasianodon hypophthalmus (striped catfish) is the source of this 2811-nucleotide messenger RNA. RefSeq names its product LFNG O-fucosylpeptide 3-beta-N-acetylglucosaminyltransferase (gene lfng). The transcript is spliced from 8 exons. The record is from RefSeq and is a predicted model, not a curated record. Bases 122 to 1258 code for a protein of 378 amino acids. Gene Ontology annotation, biological process: regulation of Notch signaling pathway; pattern specification process. Gene Ontology annotation, cellular component: Golgi membrane. Gene Ontology annotation, molecular function: O-fucosylpeptide 3-beta-N-acetylglucosaminyltransferase activity. NCBI's taxonomy places the organism in Eukaryota, Metazoa, Chordata, Actinopteri, Siluriformes, Pangasiidae.
UCGGCGAGUUUUUCCGAGCGCUUCAGUAGGGAGGUUGCUGACACCAGGCUUUAUAACACCACAGCGUGUUAUGCGGUGGUCAUCGCAGAGGAGUGUAGCUUCGUUUUAGAGUCAUAUCAACAUGUUAAAGAGCUCGAGCAGGAAAAGCGUGCUCUCCGCGGCAGGAGCGGCCGUCACCUGCCUGGCGCUGCUCGUGCUACUCGCUCAGCAGCGCAGGAGCGCGCACGGUGACGCGCACGGUGACGCGGAGGUGGGGAUGCGCUCCCUGCAGAGCGUGGCCGACUUGGAGGUGGAUGGAGGCGCGCAGAGCGACCAAGCAGCGCAGGACGGAGGAAAGAAGGGAUUUUCCGCCUAUUUUUCCAAACUGACGCGGAGCAGGAGAGAGGCGGAGAAACCCACCGCGGCGCUCGCGGGCGCUCCGUCCAGCGCGCCCGCUGAAGAGCUGCGCCCUGACGACCUCUUCAUCGCCGUGAAGACCACCAAGAAGUUCCACCAGCCCCGGCUUGAUCUGCUUCUGGAAACCUGGAUUUCAAGAAACGUGCAACAGACAUACAUCUUCACAGAUGGCGAGGAUGAGGAGCUGAAGAAGAAAAUGGGAAACCAUGUCAUCAACACCAACUGCUCUUCUGCUCACAGUCGCCAGGCUCUGUCCUGCAAGAUGGCCGUGGAAUACGACAAGUUUAUCGAAUCAGGAAAAAAGUGGUUCUGCCAUGUGGAUGAUGACAACUAUGUGAACGUCAAGACGCUCGUCAUGCUGCUGUCUCAAUAUCCUCACACUCAGGACUUGUACAUUGGAAAACCCAGCCUGGACAGGCCCAUUGAGGCUACAGAGAGACUCGGUGACAACAAAAUGCGACCCGUUAAUUUCUGGUUUGCCACUGGAGGAGCUGGUUUCUGCGUCAGCCGUGGUCUGGCUCUGAAAAUGAGCCCUUGGGCAAGUGGUGGCCAUUUCAUGAACACGGCAGAGAAGAUCCGUCUCCCUGACGACUGCACCAUCGGCUACAUCAUCGAGUCAGUUCUGGGGGUUCCACUGACGCGCAGCAACCUGUUCCACUCACAUCUGGAGAACCUGCAACAGGUGUCCCGAUCGGAAGUACACAAACAGAUUACACUUAGUUAUGGUAUGUUUGAGAACAAGAGGAAUAUCAUCAAUAUGAAAGGAGUUUUCCCAGUUGAGGAGGACCCAUCCAGGUUUAAGUCUGUGCACUGUCUGCUCUAUCCGGAUACUCCGUGGUGUCCUCUUCAGGUUACCUAUUAAGGCAACCAACUCCUCUCUUGUAUCCUCGUCCUGACUGUGCCUCAGUAUCUGAAAGGCACUAGGGACCAGUGUGGUAUUGGCCCAUGGGGCUGCUUUGUUUGACAUUGCAGUGCAACGCGGCCUCUCGUGUUUUUUUUUUGUUUUUUUUAAACUGGGCUGCUGUGCGGCCUGCCUUUGGACACUUCCUUCCUGCCUGGUGCGUGAGCUUCCUGUCUGUGUACCAAGCAGUGGGGCCCAUCAGGAAAAAAGGCUUUCAGCACCAAGCUUCACAGGCAAUCAGCUGUGCUUACGUCCUUCAUAUUGCUUGUAUCCAUUGCAAUUCUCAUAGAAUGUGUUUUUUAUAAUAUGUCUAUGCCUUUCUUUCUGCCAGCUUUACAUGCUUAGUACAUAUAAACUCUUUUUUGUUCCAAAUGCAAUUCAGGAUUUUUACUUCAGGUCUGAGGUGACAAGCCUGAAAGAGAGAUUUAUUUAUAUACGAGUGCUUUAUUAAGUUGUAAAGGACUCCGGACGACAUAAUUAGAUGAAGGGUAAAUCCGUUGUUCGUUUCAUUUUCAGUUUCAGUGUUAUACUAUUGUUAUUACCUUUGUAUAAAAUGAUGAGCUGAUAAUUUAUUAUAUAAUUUGUGCUGGCAAAAGGCAAUUUCCAUAUGUGCCAUCAGAUUGUUUGCAUCUGUGGUACAUUAGGAUGAAGCACUUUUCUCCCCUACUGUUCUGAAAAUGAUUGUGAUGACGGGCCUCAAAGCUGUGCGAUGUAAAAUAAGCCCCUGUUGACCUUAAAACUGAUCAUAUUUCUAAUUCCACUUCUUGCAUCCAAACAAUCUUGGCAUACAUUUUUAUGAGAAUUUGAUAUAUCUCGAUUUGGUAGCUACACUCUUGAGAUAUAUAUCAUGGAACGUUGCACAGCUUGGUUGAAUGAACUGCUCAUUGCUCUUGUAAAGUGCUUCUUGCAAAUGUUUCAUCGUGAGUAGACUGGAUCUGCCAGCAUGACCUUGGCCAAUAUUUUUUUAUGCGCACGUGAGUCAAAAUCACUUGCCAAAAUCUACAGCGCGUUUGAGAAUUACACGUACCUGAUCUCCCCAAUUGGCCUGCUCUACAUUCCUCUACAUUUGACUUGUGUGUCAUUUAGUGGUCUCUACUUUUGAAAUCAUAUAUCAGUCAUGUUAAAACUUUACAUGAGCAAUGGCAGUGUGCCCUAUACAGAGGCUUUCUCUGUUUUUUUUUUUUCCAAUGACCCACAUUGGGUAGACUGUAUCUUAUUUUAAAGCAGUAUUUAUUUACUGUGCCAUGUUAAAAUAAUUGUAAAUAGUCGUUUAGAUGGUAUUAUGCUUUCACCUGUGGAUCAGACAUGGUUCUGAUGACUGCUUAUUUUUUUUUUUUUCGUAUUGCUUAGAAUUGUGCUAAUGGCUGUAAUUUAUCCUCCAGUAUCUGGAUUCUCCAAUUGUACAAAUGCCUUUCUCUCAGGGAUUAACAUCCUGAUGGAGUUACUGUGGUACUCCACUGUGGUAACUGUGCAUUAGCUUUUGAAUAAAACGGUAUACCCGCUGAAAAACUGUA